Molecule: messenger RNA, 1411 nt
Organism: Prinia subflava (tawny-flanked prinia)
Lineage: Eukaryota; Metazoa; Chordata; Aves; Passeriformes; Cisticolidae
Gene: ALKBH2
Product: alkB homolog 2, alpha-ketoglutarate dependent dioxygenase
Exons: 3
Coding region: 1-753 (250 amino acids)
Biological process (GO): DNA repair; DNA alkylation repair
Molecular function (GO): cytosine C-5 DNA demethylase activity; ferrous iron binding
Source: RefSeq, a predicted model, not a curated record
AUGGACCGAUUCGUGGUUAAACUGCCCCGCGGGCGGGCGGGGGACGGCGGCGGAGAGGGGAAGAGGCCGCGGCUGGAGGAGCCCGGCCCGGAGCGGCCGCCGCCGCGGGAGAUCCGCGCCGAGGGGCUCAGCUGUGAUUACCGCAUCCUCUUCGGCAAGGCCGAGGCGGACGAGAUCCUCCAGGAGCUGGAGAAGGAGGUGGAGUAUUUCGAAGAUGACUUGACAAAACUGCAGGUAUUUGGCACGUGGCACAAGAUUCCCAGGAAGCAGGUCACGUACGGAGACCCCGGCUUGUCCUACACCUACUCGGGGGUCACAUUCCACCCUAAGCCGUGGAUCCCAGUGCUGAGCCGGAUCCGGGAGCGUGUCACCUCGGAGACAGGGCACACCUUUAACUUCGUCCUCAUCAACAGGUACAAAGACGGCCUGGACCACAUCGGGGAGCACCGGGACGACGAGAAGGAGCUGGUUCCCCGCAGCCCCAUCGCCUCCGUGUCCUUCGGAGCCUGCCGCGAUUUCGUGUUCCGCCGCCGGGGGAAGGCAGGGCCGGCGGGCACGGCCAGGAUCGCCCUGGCGCUGGCCCACGGCAGCCUGCUCCUCAUGAAGCAUCCCACAAAUCUGCACUGGUACCACAGCCUGCCCCCCCGCAGGAGGGUGCUGGCCCCCAGGGUCAACCUCACCUUCAGGAAAAUCCUGCCCGGGGUCAAGCAGGGAAAGGUGCAGCCGUCGGGGGCUGUGGGAUGUGAGAAGUGAAGCUUUAAUCGCUGCUGUGGUGACCCAAGGGACUGGAGGAGCAAAUGGACACAAGAGGUUUGGGAAUUUUGCUGCUAAAGCCUGUGGCCGCUGAAAGGUUUUUCCCUCUGGGAAAAGUUGCUGCAGUCCUGCUGGUCCUUAUUUUUGCUGAUUCCUGUUUUGCUCGGGAAGAAGUUUGUUCUCAGCUGAUCUUUGUCUAAGCAGUGAUCCAAGAAGAUGAAAAUGCUGCUUAGCCCGGAGGCAGCAGUUUAUAAACACUGGGAGCCACAAACUGUGGUCGUUUAAAGCUGAUACCAUACAGGGGACACUUUCUGUCAAGGAGAUCUGGUUUGCUUGGGGUUUUGAAAUUAAAAUAAAACAAAAAUGAGCCUGACAUGGAGAAGGGGAGUGCUGAGGUGUGAGGACAGGCUGGGUGAGUGUUUGAGUCACUGUGGCUUCUGUCUGCUUGAAUUCCUCUGCUCCUGCAGGAGGAAGCACAGGAUUUUUCCUCUCUCAGGUCCUUUGUAUAAAAACCAGGCAGCAAAAAAAUGCCCUUGUGAGGAAGAGCUGGGUUGUCCCAUUUCCAUUGGAAGGCUGUCACUCUGAGAGUGUUUUCCUAAAUAAUUAUCCCUAGGGAUCCCAUCCUGACUCCCUGAAUAAAGUGUGGUAAAAAUAAAAA